AUGGCGGCGGCUUUGGAAUGCUGGUCAAGUCGAACUAGCACUGACGAGGAUAUGGUGGAGCAAGUUUUAAUGCGAACCCAAGACAGAUCCGAAUGCCCACCGGAGAACAACCUUUCAUCCUCCUCUGCCACCACCUCCUCCUCCGCCGCAGCUUUCAAAGACUCCUCCGCCAUGCAGAAGCGGUUCCAGAGGCUUGGCCGCAAUGUCUCCGAGGCCAUUGCCUCUCUCAAAAACACUUUAAAUCUCGACUCGGCCCGAGACCCGCCAGUUUCGAGCCCGAGCGGACAGACCGAGGCUUGCCGGAAACAUGUGUGGAGCAGUGUUGUACGAAGCUUGACUCAGUUGUACCCUGGUAGUCAACUCCCCGAAAAAUUGGUGUCCAAUCUUCGCAAGCAUUACGAUUCUUUACCCCUCAGUUAUGCUCAAGCGGGAUUUGAAAUGAAGGAUGUGUUUUUACAUAUAAAAUUAAUAGAGCAAGCAUUAGCGGAGGACCAUCCAGCAAUAAUGAUACAAGAUGUGUCUAGUGAUGAAGUGAACGGGUGUGUGUUCAAGCUGACAUUUGCAUGUAAUUCGGCAGUUUCGUGGUCAUCCAUGUCUGGGGCCCUUGACAAUGCUUCGAUUUGCUGUAAAAAAUUGCAGAUCUUUGAGAAGAAAGGAUUCACAUUGGGAACAGUUUUGCUAUUGGUUCAGUCAGGGCAGGAAACGGUGUUCAAAACCCAAAUCGGAAAUGCCCUUAAAUCGGCUUUGAAGAAGCCGAAGACUAAUUCCAUUAAGCUCCCGUUUGGGCUUUGCGGGUGCCAACAAGAGAGUACCAGAGGGAGAGAGCUUGGAGAGAUUCCAGAGGAUUAUGGCGAUCAGAAUAGUAGAAAUGGGGUUGAGACUCUAGACCCGAAGAUUCAGUUACAAAAGCCUUUGCCUAAUGAUUUAAUUGUGGUUUCGGUCAAUGAAUGGCAGACUGUGAUUUCUGGUAAGGAUGGGAUUGGGAAGUGGUUGUUGAAUUGUGAUAGUGUUGAAAUUAUUGAUCAGACUGGACCGAGUACAUUUAAGGGCGUUUAUAGGGGUAAAAAAGUUGGCAUUGAGAAGCUCAAGGGGUGUGAUAAAGGAAAUGCAUAUGAAUUUGAGCUAAGACAAGAUUUGUUGGAGUUGAUGACUUGUGGGCAUAAGAAUAUCUUACAGUUUUACGGGGUGUUCAUUGAUGAGAAUCAAGGGUUGUGUGUCGUGACUAAGUUAAUGGAUGGUGGAUCUGUUCAUGACUUGAUUAUGAAGAACAAAAGGCUUCAAACUAAAGAGAUUUUAAGGAUUGCAACUGAUGUGGUGGAGGGAAUUAAGUUCAUGAAUGAUCAUGGUGUUUCAUACAGAGAUUUGAAUACUCAGAGGAUCUUAUUGGAUAAACGUGGGAAUGCAUGCUUAGGGGAUAUGGGAAUUGUUGUUGCUUGCAACAAUGUUGGUGAGGCUAUGGAGUAUGAAACUGACGGAUAUAGGUGGCUGGCUCCUGAGAUAAUUGCAGGUGAUCCAGAAAAUGUUACAGAGACAUGGAUGAGUAAUGCCUAUAGUUUUGGGAUGACGCUCUGGGAGAUGGUUACUGGUGAGGUUGCUUAUUCGGCUUAUUCACCAGUGCAGGCCGCUGUCGGAAUAGCUGCAUGCGGGCUUAGACCUGAAAUUCCGAAGGACUGCCCUCAAAUCCUGAGAUCUUUGAUGAUCAAGUGCUGGAACAAUUGCCCUUCAAAACGUCCUCAAUUCUCUGAAAUUCUGACAACUUUGACUCGUACCAGCAACAAUGUCAUCAAUAGCGUUAGGUAA
Fraxinus pennsylvanica is the source of this 1800-nucleotide messenger RNA. The record is from the annotation of a GenBank genome assembly. Lineage: Eukaryota; Viridiplantae; Streptophyta; Magnoliopsida; Lamiales; Oleaceae.